AUGUUAACCAGUGCUCUGAACUUUUUAACGGAUAAGAGAAAGCGAUUCAAUAGAUCAGACACUGUUCCGGUGUUUUCAAUUGACAAUGAGGUGGAGAAGGGGAUAUUGAGUGAUCCGGUGGCACAGGAUGUUCGGACUUUUGAUGAUUCAGAACUGGACAUUGGAGGACGUAAUAUCAACCAAUGCAAGUCAAUCACGAAUUCAGCAAGUAUGCUAAAGCUUCCAUCACAGCCAGUAUGUUUUAUUGAUGGCGACAAAGAUGUGAAUCUAACUAACCAAGUCAUUGAAAGUAGUCAUUCCGGAACGGCGUGUGGUGCCAUGAAGGGGGAACAGACCGCUCAAACGAAUAAUUUGGAAGUGAAUGUUGCAAAAAUGCUUUCCACUGUAAAAGAUUUCGACACAAAUAGCAUUUCCACAGUGCACGAUGAGAAUGCUCAUCAAACAGUUGUUUUCCAGAAGCAUGCUCAACAGACUGUCCGCUACUAUUCUCCAGAUGGACAACUUUCGGAGGAGCUGAGGACAAAGCCAAAUGAGACAAACAUAAAGCGUUCGCAUAGCAACAUAACUAAACCGUCAGAGAGUAAAGGCACGGUCACCGUUACACAACCUGCAUCCUGUAGUAAGAAUAGGACAGCACGCAUUCGGUCAAGGGUGACCAAAAGUAAACUACAGCGAUCAAGAAGCAGUGCACAAAUCUCCCGUUCAGGUGCGUCCACUGAAGUGACUUAUCCAAAGACCAACCACACACGGUCAACUAGCAAUCAAAGAGAUCCCACUGUGGGCCCUGAUGCUGGGGUACGCGAAGAAUCUGGUACGGAGUCAAAACAGCGAAGCAGGAAGCGUGGAAGGAACUGGACAGAUCGUGGCCGACGUUCCAGGUCGGUGAACGUUUUAGGAAAGUCGCCGAGUCCCUGUGUGGGUGUUCAUAAGGACUUGUAUGAUCUGCUUUCAAGAAUAGCUGGGAGAGGAACUUCGGAUAGAUUCUACAGAAUUCGCGUACCAGACUUUCCCGUUAUGCCUAGUACCACACGACCCGCUCGACAUCCCCCUAAGAAAGAAUUACACGAUGCUGGGAUUGCUUUCACUCAAACAAGUUCUGAAAACAUAAUGGGGCCUGCUGAACUGGCACUCACGGGAGCAGCCCUCCUCGGUUGUUCUAAUGCCUCUGGAGCUCAUUCGAAGCUCAAUCGUUAUGCAGUUGUGCGCCGUCUGAGGAGAAACAAUUCCACUAUCAACUGGCCUCUAUCCAGACAAACAGUUGAAUGCGAUCUCAGCCAGUGUGAACCGACAAGCCAAAACGCAGGUGAUCUUCUCCUUCCAUCCAGAACCAAAACAGUGUCUCAUGGUGAGCACACUCCCGUAUCCCCUGAACUGUACCACACGUUAAAAGAAGUUUUUUCCUACGUCGAGCAAAAUGAACUGGAAUACAUGCUCAAAGAGUUUAAAAAGAUUUACUCACUAAGUAUAGAACUGAAACUAGGGAAACAUAAUCAAUGCAACACUUUCGGUUUGAGCUUACUCGAUAUUUCGCUGCUCGUAUCCUCUUUGGAAAUGACGCUCUAUCUAAUGGCAUUGGACUUUCAACUAGGGCCGGAAUUAAAUGACCCUCUGACAAACAUUCCCACAUGUAUUCUUGGACGUGAUCCCCUGAAGUGUCAUCUUGCCCGCUGCGUUGGAGAAACCGAAGUCCAUCUGGUCUCACUGAAGAAUGAAGUCAAGGCGCUUGUCUCAAAGUCAAAUGAACUCGGUCGACCAAAUUUGGCAGGUUCUGCAGAGGACAUAAACAAUGCUGGUGCCUCUGAGCUAUCUCUCACCAGAACCUCAUUGUUCUCUGAGAUUGCAGACAAGGAAAGACAAAUUGCGGAACAAGAAGACAAUAAGAAAUAUCUGGCCAAACUGCAUAAUGGGCUGAAUCGCUUUCCACUGUUCCCUCCGUCUCCUACCAAAGUAGUCCUUAUGGUUUCAAGUCCAAAUUCUAUUUUGAUUCGAAUCACACCCCCGAGGGUGACAAAUAUUACUCGCCAUUCCGUAGACCACACGGCCGAAGAAGACCGAACAGAUAGCAUGGAUGACACAACGUCUUGUGAAUCCAGUACGGAAGAAUUCAGUGAGGGCAGGCGUAUUAAUUGCGCGGAUUCAUAUGGAAAUUUCAUCCUGAGGUACAGAAUUGAGUGGUCAUCAUCUGUAGAAUUUGGUGAGAAAGAAACAGCUUACUGCAUUGUGGAGCCUCCAGUUAGGUUGGACAAACUAUUCAACUCUGUCAGCGCGCCGUCUUCUAGGUAUUUCAAAUCCAGUCUGUUUAGAACCGGUUUCUAUGAGCUUACCGACCUUCAACCGGAUAAAUUCAUAUUUGUGCGUGUGUAUAGCUAUUCUGUUCGCGGUUGGUCCGAGCCUUGUUAUGCUAAGCCUCGCUGUAUACGUCCAUCUUCUUGGUUCGAAGCACUUCCAAUUUUAUCCAAGUCAACGGAGUCCACCGAUUCAUCUGAACUGUCAACGGCGGCUGGUCACGAAGGAGUUGUGGCUCCACUUCGUUACGUUGGAAACAGUUUAAGCGAAGAAUUCCGUUCGGUCAAACAAUUGUUGGAUCAACAAAUAUUUCUUUGGGUACAUAAGCCUUCCAAUCUAACUGGAACUGAAGGCGUCGGACAUGGGUCCUCUCCAGUCAACGAUGAUGGACUAAAGCGCACCAAGUCUCCCAUGAUUCAACGCAAGCGGUCCUUUCGAUUUCCAUUCACGUCAAAGAGCAUCAAAUUUGUGAAACAAACUAAAACGGGAGUUUAUCUUGCACUACUUUGUCACACUGAUUUUCAGAUGGAUGAUUUAGAUGGCGAGAAAGGAUCGAAAUGUCAGAUCGUUUCCGUUGAUGACUGUCUUCCAAUGAUAUGCGUAACCCGUGAGGAAAUUGCAUCGGCCUCUUCUUUCUACAGUGACAUAAGCUGGUUCUCACGACUUGUGGCAGAUCCCUCCAUUGGUCCAGAUCUACAGCUCAUCAAUGAACACAUCUUACGUAUCCCAACACCCAACAACUUACAGCUUCGUUAUCAGUUACUGGACGCUCUAACUAAACUUCAGGUCGCCUUGGGUAGCUGUAACGUAGGGUCAGUUUAUCCUGAAUUGUUUCGCGGAAAAAUGUUGGACUUGACCAUAACAACCCCAACACAACAGACAUCCGCAACAACGGCGACAGCAACAGCAGCCUCCAUUGAGUCUACCGAGUCGAUCUCAGCUGAUGAGCCAUCAGAUUCUCAAACCUCUACACAACAUGACCUCACAACACCGCACAGUUCUUCAUCCAUACUGGUACUUGUAAGACACGUCCGUAAUAUGUCAGAUAUUUCAUUAUCCAACGGAAUGCGUUGGAUCCCCCUGCACAAAUUUCUCCGACAAAAUAAAGUUAAUUCGGAAAACUUUUGCCCAAUAGGACUGGAUUCUGAACCUGGUAGUAAGAUUCAAGCUUGUGAAACUGACAAAGAAGGUAAGCCAGUUUGUCGAACUGAGCCAAUGACACUAUCCCCUGAGGCUAACCUUCUCAUGCGCUUGGAUUCCUUGAUGCAAUAUUCCAGUGCUAGCAACCAGCGCCUACCACCAGGCUUGUAUGUCACCUUCGUCCAGAUGCAAGCCCGUUUGAAUCAGCAGGCCAACAUACUAGUAUCCAAAGCCAGCGAUACCCCUUUCAUGUUACCGACAGAACGCGUCCGGAAACGUUCUCACGUGACCUGUGCAGAGUGGACAGCUUUGUGUCAGCUGCAAAACACCAAAGAUGAAAAUCGCGCAACUUAUCAUGAGGAUUUAUCACAUUCUGGUGAUUAUAAAUAUCGGUUUGUUAAACAACUUUACCGCGCAUCGACGCGACUCGUUCGACGUCUCCAAGUUACUGAAGAGGAGAGUAAACAGUUACGAAUCUACCUCCCGGAAGUUGUAAGAAUCUCCCCACAACAUAGUCUGAUACUUUUAUUUCCUGCUGCAGAUCAAGUUUGUCUCCCACCCACUUCUACCAUCGCAUCUCCGCUGCCGACUUGCGCAUGGUGUUCAAUGGCGUUUUUCGAAAGGAAUCUGGGUAUGACCUAUGAUCCUUUGUAUCACUGUCGCAUAUCCAGCUUGUUGGCGAUUUUGGAUUUACUGGUUCCACUGUCUGUGUUCGUCCAACGACAGUGUAUUAGUGAUAGCGAAUGGUCUCAAAACUCGGACAGAACCAGUGCACUUCAAUCGAUUCAGCAACAGAUCGAAUCUCUUUUCAGUGGAAAACGAUGGCUAAGUGAGGCUAUUGGAACAGCACGGGAUCGAAAGCGUUCAACUCAGCCGGCCACCACACUUUUAAGCAACCUUCGGUUCUCCAGCGGACCCCCGUUGCAUGCGCCGCGCGCCCUGGCACGGAAUAUUAAGCUUUUUCAAAGUACCGGAUCAUUAGAUGAAAGGUUCCCUUCUGGUGGACCAUUAAACAGUGCUAAAAUUGGCCCCGGGAAUAGGUACACCAAUGCCUACAGGUCACAAGACGUUCAGUGUGAGGUGGACAGCAGGUCAGGCGAUACAGAUAGAGUACUGAGUGGGAUAAGCCGAGAAAUGGAUGAAUCCCGUGUUGGGUAUGAAAGUGUGCCGAGUUCAACGAGUAGUGAUAAGCCUCCCAACAUCCUCCGAGUCUAUGCCGAAUAUCCAACUGGUUUAGCAUCGGGCACGAGUGUGAGAAUUAAGGUCGGCUUGAAGACAACUGCAAAAAGUAUUGCAAGAGUAGUGGUAGAAAAACUGGCCGAAACAGCUCAGCGUACACAGUACCGGAAGGUUUCAGACAGACCUGUGGAUUCGGGACUUUUGUCUGUCGAACAGAUCACGAAAGAAUACUGCCUGAUUGUUUCUGUAGAUGGAACCGAGCGUUGUCUCCCAGAAACAAUCCGACCACUGUUACUGCAACAGCCAUGGCGGGACGGGCGAUUUAGUGUCCGAAGCUUAGAAGACUGGAAGUCCAAAAUUUCUCCAACAAGGACCUAUUUGAUUGCCGAGCAAAUUUUGCCGACAUCCUCUUGUGAAAAUCUGACUUUCAUCCAAACAACUUUUCGUCCUUUGCGCCCAGCGAGAGCCAAACUGAUACAAGUUGCUGUGGAAUUUUUCCAUGCAAAAACAAGGCCUCCACUGACAGUCUAUCUUGAUGGUCGCCCUGUUUCCACAGUGCCAAAAUAG
Messenger RNA from Opisthorchis viverrini, 5172 nucleotides. RefSeq lists its product as hypothetical. Gene Ontology annotation, biological process: signal transduction. The record is from RefSeq and is a predicted model, not a curated record. Lineage: Eukaryota; Metazoa; Platyhelminthes; Trematoda; Opisthorchiida; Opisthorchiidae. The transcript has a single exon. Gene Ontology annotation, molecular function: protein binding. Bases 1 to 5172 code for a protein of 1723 amino acids.